Messenger RNA from Anopheles nili, 513 nucleotides. RefSeq lists its product as uncharacterized. Gene Ontology annotation, molecular function: odorant binding. The transcript is spliced from 2 exons. Lineage: Eukaryota; Metazoa; Arthropoda; Insecta; Diptera; Culicidae. The coding region runs from base 1 to 513 and encodes 170 amino acids. The record is from RefSeq and is a predicted model, not a curated record.
AUGGUCGACAUCAGCUUCAUCAUCGUUGUGGUGCUUCUGCUUGGAGCAUCUACCGGAAACUGCAAAGCUCAAAUAGUGUCUGAUUGUGUACGCAGUACUCCAGAAUCGGCUAGAAAUAUAGUGUGCGAUGUCCGGCAGUACCGCGCAGUAAGGACACCUGAAUCGGAUCGCUACGUAAAGUGUGCCCUAACUGCUCUCGGAUUUGUCGACGAGGCUGGAUCCGUUCAGAGAAACGUUGUCCUGGUGGCUUUGGACGCUGUUGAGACCCAUGACGGUGUGUACACCGACAGUGUGGAUGUUUGUCUCUCUAGAUCGAGAAAGCUUCCCGGAGCGGAACGACCAGGCGCUUUCUACUUCUGCAUGCUUCAGACAGAAUCGGCACAAAACUUCCAGGACGCGCUCGAGCUGCAAGAACUGAAAACUGCAUCCGAGUGGGCUCAAAGUGAGCUGUUCGAUCGGGCCAAAGUCCAGCAGAAGAUGAGAGAAAUGAACAGCAAAUUGCAGUGUAAAUAA